Molecule: messenger RNA, 548 nt
Organism: Quercus lobata
Lineage: Eukaryota; Viridiplantae; Streptophyta; Magnoliopsida; Fagales; Fagaceae
Product: short integuments 2, mitochondrial-like
Exons: 4
Coding region: 63-548 (161 amino acids)
Biological process (GO): mitochondrial translation
Cellular component (GO): mitochondrion
Molecular function (GO): GTPase activity; GTP binding
Source: RefSeq, a predicted model, not a curated record
GGAUUAAAAUUGAAAUUUAAAUUGGGUUUCAACGCCAGUGGUGGUGGUGGUGGGCCCAUCAAAUGACACACGCCAUCAGAGACACGCCGGUGCCGUGGUUGAAGUCCGCAUUCCUUUCUUCUCCGCCAAAAAAGAAAGACUUGGCCAACCCUAACAAACAUCAUCAAGAUUGCAUCGCCAUUAAUGCCCAUAGCAAAACCUCUGUUCACAAGCUUCUUGAGCUAGUGGAGUUCAAGCUGAAGGAAGUGAUUUCGAGGGAACCUACUCUACUUGUUUUCAUGAUUGGCGUUCCUAACAUUGCCAAGUCGGUUUUAAUUAAUUCAAUCCAUCAAUUGCAUCGUCUUGCUUUCCUGGAGAAGAUGAAGUGUGCUACUGUCGUCUCACUGCCUGGUGUUACUCAAGAUAUUGCUGGAUACAAGAUUGCGCAUCAGCCUAGCAUAUAUAUCCUAGAAACUCCGGGUGUAUUGGUUCCAAGUAUCCUUGACAUAGAGACAGAACUGAAGCUGGCUCUUGCAGGUAUCAUGCUCUUGCAAAUAAUUUCUCUUUAG